UUUUGGAAAUAGGUGCAGCUGUCGCCGAUGUUGGAGCUUCGUCUCUUGUUUUCAUGUUCUACAGGUCGCCAACAUGGAGACUGGCAUUUCGAAGGCCCCCGUGCCAGCGCCAGGUGCGCCCGAGGGCUCCUCAAGUGCCAAUAGCAACAACGCCGAGUCCAGGACUCCAACCUCUCCCAGAGGAGGAGCAGCGCAAGUUCCUGAACCGGAACAUGGUCGUCCAGAUGCAAGACGUUCGCAUCAGAAUGCUGCUGCAGGGCGAGAGGCCAGAGGUGGUCGAGGAGGUCGUCAGGGCAAGAAGAGAGAUAUGGGGAGGAAGGAGUGGGCUAAGAACAAAGUAGACAAAAGGCAACGGAACGAAGAUGAGCAAGCCGCCAAACGCCAACGGAUCGACCAUGGCAAGGACGAACUGCCCAUUUACGCUACAAAAUUCAGCGAUGAAGUGCUCGCGGCCGAGGAGAGGAGACCGAAAAAGAAGGUCGCUGUGCUUAUUGGCUAUGCUGGGACCGGUUACAAGGGGAUGCAGCUAGCGCAUGAUCAGAAAACGAUCGAAGGCGACCUCUUCCAAGCCUUUGUUGCGGCCGGAGCCAUCUCCAAAGCCAACGCGGACGAUCCCAAGAAAUCUUCCUUUGUGCGAUGCGCCCGGACCGACAAGGGCGUCCACGCCGCCGGCAACGUGAUAUCCCUGAAAUUGAUCAUCGAGGACGAGGAUAUCGUGAAAAAGAUCAACGACAACCUGACUCCCCAGAUUCGGGUUUGGGGGUACGAACGGACAAACAACAGUUUCAGUGCCUAUCAGAUGGUUGACUCGCGGAUAUAUGAGUACCUAAUUCCUACACAUAGCUUUCUGCCACCACACCCUAGCAGUUUUCUGGGCAGAAACUGUGAAAAGUGGGCGGAGAAAAAGGGCGAUGUGGACGGGUACAGGAAGAGACAAGAAGAAGUGUUGGGAUACUGGGAGAAGGUGGACGAGGAGAUGAUCAAGCCAAUUCUGGCGGAAUAUGACGAAGAGAUCCGUGCCAUUCUGGAGAAGGCACUGUGGCUGAAAGCAGAAGGCCCCGAGGAUGGUGGUGCAGACCCGUCGAGUUCCACAGCGGUGGAGGUUGAACCUGAAACCUCCAAGCCAGAGGGGUUACAAGAAGCCGAAAACAAAGGCGCAGAAUCGCAGGACAAGACUCCUGUAAACAGCAACGGCGAAGAACCCUCCUCCCUAGCGGAAGACUCGACAGAUCAAGCGAAACCAUCGCGACCGCGCAUCCUCGACGAGGCCAUGAAACGCAUCCGGCAAGCCUACAUUGCAGCCAAGCGGGCCUACCGCAUCCCGCCUGAACGGCUUGACCGAAUCCAAAAGGCGCUCAAUCUAUUUGUCGGCACUCGCAACUAUCACAACUACACCAUCCAGAAGACCUUCAAGGACCCCAGCGCCAAGCGAGUGAUCAAAUCCUUCCUGGUCAACAGGACGCCGAUCCUGAUCAACGGCACGGAGUGGCUGAGCAUGAAAGUCCACGGGCAGAGUUUCAUGAUGCACCAGAUCCGCAAGAUGGUCGGGAUGGUCGCGCUGGUGGUGCGUUGCGGGUGUGACCCCCAACGGCUGGUGGAGAGCAUGGGCCCCGACAGGCUGUCGAUCCCCAAGGCUCCCAGCCUGGGCCUUCUGCUCGAGCGCCCGGUGUUCGAAUCCUACAACAAGCGCGCUAAGGACGCACUCGCCAAAGAAGCCAUCGACUUUGACAAGUACAGGGCGGAGAUGGACGCGUUCAAGCAAGAACAGAUCUACGAGCGCAUGUACCGGGACGAGGAGAAGGACAACGUCUUUGGCAACUUCUUCAACCAUGUCGACAACUUCCCCAGCGAGCCUUUCUUGUUUGUCACGUCCGGCGGCGUCGAAGCGACCAAGACGAAACCGCUGGUUGCACCGGUCGGAGCGCUCGAAGGGGGAAAGACGAAGAGUGCGAAUGCUCUAUUAGACAACGAUGCGGAUGUCGGCGCCGACGACGAAGAUAGCGAUGCGGACGACGCUGUCAAGGACAACCACGGUGACGAGGGUUGACGAACGACCGUCGCUGGCUGCUUUUCUAGACGGGACGAUAGACUUUGAUCAAAGAGCUGAGGACAAUUUGCAUUCCGGAUCGCCAGCCUGAGAGGGCUUUCUGUAACAGACUUCGUAGUGCCAAUUCUUUUAUUUUUGGGUGAUCUUUG
Molecule: messenger RNA, 2196 nt
Organism: Cladophialophora immunda
Lineage: Eukaryota; Fungi; Ascomycota; Eurotiomycetes; Chaetothyriales; Herpotrichiellaceae
Product: tRNA pseudouridine(38-40) synthase, variant
Exons: 3
Coding region: 74-2047 (657 amino acids)
Biological process (GO): mRNA pseudouridine synthesis; tRNA pseudouridine synthesis
Cellular component (GO): nucleus
Molecular function (GO): RNA binding; pseudouridine synthase activity
Source: RefSeq, a predicted model, not a curated record